This is a messenger RNA of Monoraphidium neglectum, 546 nucleotides long. Its product is annotated as Histone acetyltransferase HPA2. Bases 1 to 546 code for a protein of 181 amino acids. Lineage: Eukaryota; Viridiplantae; Chlorophyta; Chlorophyceae; Sphaeropleales; Selenastraceae. Gene Ontology annotation, molecular function: N-acetyltransferase activity. The record is from RefSeq and is a predicted model, not a curated record. The transcript is spliced from 3 exons.
AUGUCCCUUCAAGACAGCGCGAUGGGCGGCCUGAGCAGCGGCGCGGACUGCGCCGCGGCGCCUGGCAACAGUGGCGUGGUGGUGCGGCCGCUGCGGGAGGGCGACAAGCCCCGGUGGCUGCAGCUCUUCCGGGACUAUAUCACAUGGUACAAGGCCGAGGUCCCCGCUGACGUCAUUGAGCUGACCUGGCAGCGCCUCAUGGCAGGCGGCGAGGGCAACCACCAGGGCCUCGUCGCCGAGGGCCCCAGCGGCGGCGGCGGCGACGGCGGCGGUGAUUUUGUGGGCAUCGCGCACCUGCUGCUGCACCGCUCCACCUGGUCACCCACCCACUACUGCUACCUGGAAGACCUGUAUGUCGACCAAGGGGUGCGCGCAAAAGGCGUCGGCGCGGCGCUGAUCGAAGCAGUCUACGCCGCCGCGCACGCCCAGGGCGCGUCCAAGGUGUACUGGAUGACUCAGGAGUUCAACUACCGCGCCAGGGGGCUGUAUGACAAGAUGGGGCAAAAGUCACACUUUAUUGUUUAUGAGGGGAAGCGGAGGACUUGA